CGAGCGAUCAGCUGCCCUAGCCUCCGCCCGCUUACCCUUCGCUUUUCGCGUUCGCAUGAGCUCGCUCGCUCCGCUGCUCAGCCUCGCCCUUCUCCUCCCGGCCGGAGCCCUCUUGGUAUCAGCGCCGGCGGCGCGCAGCGCUGGAGCUGCGGCGGGGCAGCGCAGCGGCAGCCGGCCACUCAUGCAGACCAUCGAGGAGGCUGCUUCCGCCGCCCAGCCGGUGCUAUGGUCCCCCGACAAGGUGGCCGACAUCCGCAUCGAGGGCGGCAAGACGCUCAAGACCUUUAAGAUGCCGGCGCACGCGGAGCGCGUGCAGUACAUGCUCAAGUCUCCCAACGGUCGGCCGAUCAAGGCCAAGGUGGAGCUGUGGAUCGGACCCAACCGGUGCGUGCACGAGUUCAUCUACGAUUGCAUGGACGGGCUCGCCUUCCCCAUCAAGGCGACGCUGCAGUUCAAGAAGCUGAGCCCCGUGCUCAAGGUCUCGACCAACGGCGCCUACGAGUUCCCUCUCGAGUGCGGCGUCUUCGUGCCCUCGCCCGACGAGUCCAAGACCAUCGGCCAGAUCACCGAAAACAUGUUUUACACGGCGCCGAUGAAGGACCGCGUGCAGGGCGGGAUGAACUACGGCAAGGGCUCCUCGGGCGGCGCGAUCCGCGACUUCGACAUCGACCCCACCUGGGACAAGACACAGAUCAUGGUCUGGUCCAAGGAUGCGGGCAAGAAGUCCUUCAAGACUAACAUCGAGAUCCUGCAGGGGCCUAACAACCAGAAGCAGCACCUCAACCUCCGCUGCGGCGGCUCGACGCAGCCGUACCAUGCCGUCAUCAACACGCCCGGCGCCGGGUGGAAAAUCCGAUGCAACUCCAAAAAGUUCCUCGAGGACGGCCUUUUCGAGAUUGCAGUCGCGCCGUACGGGGAGGUUGGCGACGGCUCCUCUCCCGGGGUGCUCCUCGGCUCCGGCGGCUUCUAGUCCGGCGCCUUGCCGCGCGGCGGCGGGCUCGCAGCGGGCGGCGGCGAGCGCGGCGCUCGGGUGGCGCGGCGGGACGGCGGGACGGCGACCCCCUCGGGGGCUAUGGGCUUGCGCAGAGACUCUGGUCCACGCGUGACGCCUGUAGUAGAGCCGUACUACACGCGUGUUCCACGCCAUCGCCACGGCGCACCCUGCGCUCCCCCUCCCGAGUCUCGCGCUUAAUAAGUAAAAUAUAUACCGCCGUCCAUGAUCUGUGUGCGGUGAAUUCGUGAAAUCUCCACGUGCGCCCGCGGCCCAAAGCCCAUACGAUAAUAAGCAUAUAUAAAC
This is a messenger RNA of Emiliania huxleyi CCMP1516, 1297 nucleotides long. RefSeq lists its product as hypothetical. NCBI's taxonomy places the organism in Eukaryota, Haptophyta, Isochrysidales, Noelaerhabdaceae. The record is from RefSeq and is a predicted model, not a curated record. The transcript has 4 exons. Bases 56 to 970 code for a protein of 304 amino acids.